Molecule: messenger RNA, 1230 nt
Organism: Esox lucius (northern pike)
Lineage: Eukaryota; Metazoa; Chordata; Actinopteri; Esociformes; Esocidae
Gene: fbp2
Product: fructose-1,6-bisphosphatase 2
Exons: 8
Coding region: 129-1151 (340 amino acids)
Biological process (GO): fructose metabolic process; fructose 1,6-bisphosphate metabolic process; fructose 6-phosphate metabolic process
Cellular component (GO): cytoplasm; cytosol
Molecular function (GO): fructose 1,6-bisphosphate 1-phosphatase activity
Source: RefSeq, a predicted model, not a curated record
CACACACACACACUCUGUAUUUCUCGUGCAACUAACGAAGCGCAACUGUACAACUCACAUUAGCUCUUUGUUCUACUCAGGAGGAAGCAGCCUAACCCAGACCCAGUGAGAUAUAACCUUAAUACAACAUGUCAGAUAACUCCCAAUUUGACACCGAUGUGUGGACCCUGACUCGGUUCGUCAUGGAGACGGGUCGUCAUGUCAAGGGGGCGACAGGAGAACUGACCCAGCUCAUAAACUCCAUGCUCACUGCCAUCAAAGCCAUCUCAUGUGCUGUGCGUAAGGCCGGGCUCGCACACUUACAGGGCAUUGCGGGGACGGUGAACACGACUGGGGAUGACCAGAAGAAGCUGGAUGUUCUUUCUAAUGACCUGGUCAUCAACAUGCUGAAGUCCUCCUAUGGUACCUGCUGCCUUGUCUCAGAGGAGAACGAGCAUGUGAUCAUCACCCCAAAGGAGAAGAGGGGUAAAUAUGUGGUGUGUUUUGAUCCUCUCGAUGGGUCUUCUAACAUCGACUGUCUGGCAUCUAUAGGAACCAUCUUCGCCAUCUACAAAAGGCUUGAUGAGAAUUCAACUGAAGAUGCCACAGAGAAGGAUGCGUUGCAGCCUGGAAACAAGAUUGUUGCUGCUGGAUACGCCCUCUAUGGUAGCGCUACCUUGGUGGCCCUUUCUACUGGGCAGGGAGUGAACUUCUUCAUGCUAGACCCAGCAAUUGGAGAGUUCAUUCUGACAGAGAGAAACGUGAAGAUCAAGCCCAAAGGAAAGAUCUACAGUCUAAACGAAGGAUAUGCCAAAUACUUCCACCCCUCCAUCAACGAGUACCUGAAGCACAAGAAAUUCCCUGAGGAUGGUAGCUCCCCAUAUGGAGCCAGGUAUGUAGGGUCCAUGGUUUCAGAUGUCCACCGUACCAUUGCUUAUGGAGGGAUCUUCAUGUACCCCGCUAAUGAGAAGAGUCCAAAAGGAAAGCUACGUCUGCUGUAUGAAUGCAACCCCAUUGCCUUCCUGAUAGAACAGUGUGGAGGUCUGGCCACAACAGGGGAGGGGCGUGUCCUUGAUGUGGUUCCAACCAGCAUCCACCAAAGAGUUCCAUUUAUUGUUGGUUCCCCUGAUGAUGUUAACGAGUUCCUCAGCUUCAUCAAGAAGCACAAGUAGAACACACUACACAAGACAACAGGAAACAAAACAACAACAAAUAAAAGAGAAAUACCAAAAGAACUAUCUGUGUGUCAAU